Messenger RNA from Gossypium arboreum, 843 nucleotides. Its product is annotated as zinc finger protein 10. The coding region runs from base 67 to 732 and encodes 221 amino acids. NCBI's taxonomy places the organism in Eukaryota, Viridiplantae, Streptophyta, Magnoliopsida, Malvales, Malvaceae. The transcript has a single exon. The record is from RefSeq and is a predicted model, not a curated record.
CAUUACUCUCUAUAUAUAACCCAUUCUCUCCCAUCUCCAUCACCUACCUUAAAUGUUUCAAGUACCAUGGCUACUGAGCUUGGCCUUCUCUCAUUGAACCACCUUCAAAAGUUAGCUCAAUCUCAACAACACCAGACCCAUCAUCAUCAUCAUCAUCAUCAUCAAGUUAACCCUAAUUCAACGGCUGGCUCGUGGAUGUGGAACCCCAUCAAGGCUCAAGAAGUACCCCAUGAACCAGAUGAUUAUGAGUCAUGGGAAGUUAAGGCCUUUGCUGAAGACACAAGCAAUGCUAUGGGCACAACUUGGCCACCAAGGUCAUAUACUUGCACUUUUUGCCGACGAGAAUUCCGGUCAGCUCAAGCACUCGGCGGUCACAUGAACGUUCACCGCCGUGACAGAGCUCGUCUUCACCAAACACAACCACUACCCCACGGUGGUGAUGCUACUACUGUUCCAUUAAUCAACCAUACUCUCCUCUACCAAUUCCCUAGCCCUAAUGGUCUUUUCUUCACUUCUUCACCUACCAACAAUGCAUGUUCCAUUGAUUCACCUUACCAUCCUUCGGUGCCGCCGAAAAAUUUUCCGGCAACCCCUCCGGGGUUGAAUAGUUCUUCUUCUCUUUGUUCCUCAUCUCAAGAUCUCAAGGAAACAUCAAUGGAAGAUCUUGAUCUAGAACUUCGAUUAGGGCAUAGACCAAAAACAACAAUAAAAGAACAAAAUCAAAGAGCUUGAAUUUGCAAUUUUUUUACAUUUAUAUAUAUUUUCCAUGUUUGAGAUAUAGUUUUGAUUAACUUGGUGUGAGAUUUUUUGUCAUUUUUUUCUUCAAAUUUUUUUGUUUUCUUG